Frieseomelitta varia is the source of this 10810-nucleotide messenger RNA. It is a transcript of the gene Ca-beta, whose product is annotated as voltage-dependent L-type calcium channel subunit beta-2. Bases 952 to 2694 code for a protein of 580 amino acids. The transcript is spliced from 12 exons. The record is from RefSeq and is a predicted model, not a curated record. Gene Ontology annotation, cellular component: voltage-gated calcium channel complex. NCBI's taxonomy places the organism in Eukaryota, Metazoa, Arthropoda, Insecta, Hymenoptera, Apidae. Gene Ontology annotation, biological process: calcium ion transmembrane transport; regulation of voltage-gated calcium channel activity; chemical synaptic transmission. Gene Ontology annotation, molecular function: high voltage-gated calcium channel activity; protein binding.
AGGACGAGGCCGACCGAGACCGGCCGAGGUAGCGCGAGCCGCGGUAGCAGCAGCCGUCGACGCGAGCACGGCCCCAACCGUCACCGUCGUUUCGACGUCGUGGACACUUUCUUGCCGCCGGAUCGUCCACGCGGAAAUCGUUCGUUCACGUCGUCAGCCAGUCUCGCCGCGUUAGAUUUCUACCUUCUAUCAGCCGUCGUUUGCGUACGCGUUUCCCGAUCGAUCGCCCGCUCGCGGUGAAGUAGGUGAGCCGCGCGCGAAAAAGUGAUCCCCAGUGGUGUGUUCGUCUUUUGACUGGAAAGAUCCCGGUACGAAGAUUCCGGGUCGAACAGAGGAUCGAACACUCGAAACCGUUUUUCGUCAAGCGCGUCAACUUCAGCCGCCACUCUCUCGCUACUUCCGCUGGUCCAUCGCCGUUCUCUCGCCUCUAGCCAGCCAGCUUCCGUGCCAAUAAUCCAUUAAAGAAAAAAAAAAAAAAAAAAAAUCAAUCGAAAAGAAAAUCCUCCCUUAAAAAAUAAAUAAAACGAACGAGAGGAGGAGAAGGAAAACUCGAGGCAAAGAGAAGAGAAGGGAAGGGAAGAAGGAAAGAAGAAAAGAGCUCGAGAGGAAAAGGGAGGAAAGGGGAGAGAGGGUGGUGCGUAGUGGAAGCAGAAGAGUUGGGUCGUGAGGGGUCCAAGAAGCGUAGCGUUUGGGUGUGAUGUGGUGGAGCCCCCCGGGGGGCCGCGGGGGCAGGAGGUUCGAGGCAGAUCGGUCGUGAGGGCCCCAGGCACGGCUCGGUUGCCCCGUGGCGAGGUCGCCGGAGGGGCGGGGGAGGAGGUAGGAUGGUGUGACCUCCGGCGUUAUCCCGCCCGACGCGGAGGUGGUGCUGGAGGUGGCGGAGGCGGUGGUGGAGGAGGUGGCGGUGGAGCCGAGCAGCUGCUGCUCGACUCGCAGGAGGAGGAGCCGACGGCGAUGUCGAGACAGCUUCGCGGUGAACGGGACCACGUGAGCCGUUGCGACCUCCGAGAACGCGACCUCCGCGACUUUCGGGACCUACACGAGAUCAGGGACCCACGGGACUUUCGGGACUUCCGGGACGUCCGCGACAUCAGGGACGACAGGGACGACCCGGAGAGGAGUCGGGACGAUUACCUGGAUUACGAUCAUCAUCAUCCUACCGCUGCGUCCACCUCGGCAUUCACCAACAAUCCGGAAAGGUCGAACGGAAGGGCCACGCUGCACGAGGGUCGCGACGAUCUGCAAUUAGUGAAUCUGUGCGUGCCUCCGAGAUCGACGAUCGUCGGCUCGGCAGACUCGAACUACUCACAGCCGAGCUCGGAUCUCUCGCUGGACGAGGAGAAAGAGAGCUUGCGUCGUGAGAAGGAGAGGCAGGCCCUCAAUCAACUUGAAAAAGCCAGGACGAAACCGGUAGCGUUCGCAGUGCGGACCAACGUGAGCUACGAUGGAUCCGUCGACGACGACUCGCCUGUCCAUGGCUCAGCUGUCAGCUUCGAGGUCCGCGACUUUCUGCACAUCAAGGAGAAGUACGACAACAACUGGUGGAUAGGUAGACUGGUGAAAGAGAACUCGGACGUUGGCUUCAUCCCAUCGCCGGUGAAAUUGGAGGCCCUGAGGCAGCAGGCGAGCGCUGCACGUGGUACAAAGGGUCUCUAUUCGGCGCGUGGAGGGUCUUCAGGGAACCUUGGCGAGAGUGGUAUGCCCUCACGUGGUUCCACACCACCUACACCAGGUGACGACAGCGACAGCGUCCGCGGCGGUAAGGCAACGCUGACCACGCCACCGGCCAAGGAGAAACGGAAGAACUUCUUCAAGAAGCCGUCCUACGAAACAACCACGCCGUACGACGUUGUACCAUCCAUGAGGCCCGUCGUCCUGGUCGGUCCAUCAUUGAAGGGUUAUCAGGUGACGGACAUGAUGCAGAAGGCGUUGUUCGAUUAUCUGAAGCAUCGGUUCCGAGGCAGAAUAAUUAUCACUAGGGUUAUGGCAGACAUUUCACUGGCAAAGAGAUCGUUGCUGAACAAUCCAACGAAACGAGCGAUCAUGGACCGAUCGACGAGCAGGAACAGCUGCUUGGCGGAAGUUCAAGCGGAGAUCGAGAGGAUUUUCGAGCUUGCCAGAACACUUCAGUUGGUGGUACUGGACUGCGACACCAUCAAUCAUCCGUCGCAGUUGAUGAAGACCAGCCUAGCGCCGACAGUCGUCUACCUGAAGAUCUCCUCACCCAAAGUGCUCCAAAGGUUGAUCAAGUCGCGUGGAAAGUCGCAGAUCAGACACCUGAACGUACAAAUGGUGGCUGCUGAGAAGUUGGCCCAGUGUCCACCGGAGAUGUUCGACGUGAUCUUGGACGAAAAUCAGCUGGAGGACGCAUGCGAACACGUGGCCGAGUACCUGGAAGCUUAUUGGAGAGCCACGCAUCCUCAAGUGAUCGCUACAGUGCCACGUCCGAUUCCUGCUGCGGACGCGCCGGUCGACGCGUUGACACCUCGCGUCACAUCAGGGUCAGGAUCGUACAGCGGCGGACACGUGAGCGAGGGGACUCGGAAAUCGAGGCUGGAGAGGAUGGACCGUGACCGGGGCGAUCGUGGUGAACACGACUACGGCAACGAGGAGGAAUCGUACGUUAGUGGCGUGGAUUACGGGAGCGCGUCGAGGCGUCGUCAGCAGCAAGAUCCGCGCGCAUUGAACGCCAUUUAGGAGCUGGGGCCCCGGGGCCUGUCGCUACAGCGCUGUCCCCACCUGCGCACCACUGCUCUUUAGUGGGGUCGCCACCUGGUACGCUACUGAACGUACGAACAUGCUUACGCUACCGUAGCGAAGAAACAAAUUUUGCGCUCUGGUCUGUUAGUGGGGUUUCUUUCCUGUCGCUACCCGUAAGAUGGUUCAUUUUGUGUUUCGAUUUACUAUUUAAAUAGCUAGACACACACACACACACACACACACACAUACAUACAUACAUACAUACAUACGUACACACACACACACACACACAUACACAUACGUACACGCUCCCAGUCGUUGUCCCAUAAUUUACCAAAAUAGAAACCACCUUUCGUUACGAUGUACUCUAUAGCUUUGUAUAGUUAUACGCCAUCGUACGUGACGCAUGAAACUCAGCGUGUUUUCAUGCAGAAUUACUUUUUUUUUUCUUUCCUUUUCUUUUCGUUUCUUUUCUCUUUUUCCCCUUUCUUUCUUUCAUUUUUCAUUUUCCUGUCCGUUUGUCGGCAUCCGACCUCGAGAUCUGUAGAACUUCUACCGUACAAUAGAUUACGCUGCAUCGUAUUAUGCCAAUGAUCCUUGUUACCGAACGAAGCGUGCACGAGAUACUUUUUUACGCUGUAACAGAGAGUAGAAGUUACUGAUUGUUGCGAGACCGUAUCGUUUCUGGAACGUAGAACCACUGGGUUGAAUUUCAGAUUGUAAUCCGCUUGAAUCUUACUUUUUGCUGAAACGGUACGCGUGCACGCUUGUCCAUGAUACGCGAAUGUUUCGUACAAGAGGUACGCUCUCUUCUGUUUUUUGCGAAACUACUUUUUCGUUGUUGCGAGACGCAAGAAUUAUUAGUGAGCUAGCGUUUCUUUCUGUGUUCUUUUUUUUUUUUUUUUUUUUUUUUUUUUGUUGGUAAUUCGCGGCGGUAAUUCGCCGUAAUUCAGAGUAACGCGUCCAUAACGACAGACACUGUAGAUUCUAUUUUCGUAAUCGUAUCUCGAUUAAAAAGGAGCCUUGUUGAUUUCGUAAUGAUCGUUUUGUCAAACCAUUUCGAUAGAUACCGUACAAGUAGAAAUCCUAAUUUAGAGAAACCAAUUGUUGUUGUUAUGAAGUUACAGAGUUAAAUGGCUUUGUUCUGUUUCUCCCCUUCGUUUUACAGAUCUGAUUUUAUCAAAUCAGUUCAUAUAAAGUUCGUUCGCGUGAGCGAAGGAUGCGUGAGAGAAAGAGAGAGAGAGAGAGAGAGAGAGAGAGAGAAUGAGAGAAAGAGAGAGAGAGAAAGUGUGUGUGAAAGAAAAUUUGAGAGGAAGCGCAUUGGCGCCAGCGAAAACUUUCACGAGCAUUUUUUCCAACAGGAAUUCCGCAAAAACGAUGGGCGGGUUGAAACGAAUAAUCGAAUGUCCUUGUCGAUGAGGUACGCACAGGAUAAAUCCCCCAUUCGCGGAGCCAGCUCAACGAGAUGAGUAUUGUCACGAGAACAGUCACAGUGAACAAAAACUAAAGAGACAUACUUUUGAGAAAGAAAGAGAGGGAAAAGGGAAAGAGAUUAUAAGAGUAGAAAGAAAAAGAAAAGGAAAGAAAAAGAAGAAAAGAAGGGAAGGGAGAGAAAAAGAGCCCUGGGGCCUUAAUUUUUUGCGCUGACUCCUCCCAGGCCCCUAAACCCACCCCCACGAGAUUUCAGCAUCAGAUAUCUAUGAUCGACUUAUCGAUUUAUCAGCCAGCUCGUGAAUCGGCAUCGGGUCAUUAGCUGAAACGCCAACGAGAUUUUUCGCUCGAAAAUUAGAUAGUUCGCGGUCGUUCGGAGCCAACUAAAUAAAAAAGAGAGGGGGAAAGAGAAACAAAAAAAGAAAGAAGAGAGAAACAAACGAAAAAAAAGAGAAUCGUGAGAAACUUCGAUAAAACAUUUCGCGUAGAAUUCUUUCAAUUCGGCCGACGGAACAGCGAUAGUUGCUUCGACUUAUUGUUAGAGAGAUGUGGGAGAGCAAAAAAUGAGAGAAAAAAAAACCUAAAAAAGAUGGAGAGCCGCUCUAGCCGAUCAUCUUAGGGCCGAACGCAUGAUUCAAUUCCUAACUCUAGAAAUUUUAGAAAUUUCGCGUAUAUUCCAGUCGCGAGGUUCCAACGAUGAAUUUCACGAUUUCACGAUCGAACGUGCGAGAAACUUAAGAGAAAGAAAAUAGGAAACAAAUUAACGUUUCAGUAACGAUGGGUUGGGAUCACAGAUAAUCAUUAUCGUACACGAUUGAAAGUUUUCGAUUAUCGAUACAAUGGCGCGUUGAUGAUCGCCGCGCUAGGUUGACGUGUUUAUACGUUUUAUUAGAGUCUAUUUGGUGAAAUGAACACACACACACACUCACACAAACAAACACGUAUCACACAUGCACAUACAGAUGUACACGAGAAAACACAGUAAAACACGCUUUGUGUAUAUAGUAUACAUAUAUAAAUAAGAAUAUUAUAUAUAUAUAUAUAUAUAUAAAUAUAUAUAUACAUAUAAAUAUAUUGUAUACGUAUGUACGCAGUGAGAACACUUCCACCUUUGUCACUCGACAAAAUUCCGAUCGAGGCAAGACGAGAGUAUGUGCAAGAGUGAACGAGAGAAAAUGAAAGAAAUAGAAUGAAAGUGGAUAAAAAGAAAGAAAAAAACACAGCGGAAAAAAGAAAAAAUGAUACUAUACCAGUAGAAUCAAUAGAUAUCGUGUAAAUAUUGUAAGAAGCCUUUAAAGAAGAACGAGUCCUUUUCCGUUUUCAUUUUGCCGUGAAUGUAAUGUCGUCAGCUGCAGGAUCACGCGGUAUUUCCUAGCUGCUGCUGGAUAUAUUUGUCGACGUUUCCCCGUUUGUUUUUACGGACUUACAGCCACUUUCGGUCCUCGCGAUCAAGCUCGUGGACGCUUUUCACGCACUACGAACUUGCUGCAACUAAAAUACGAAAAGAAAAAAAAAAAGAAGUGUUUACGGAGUAAAUGAUUCAACGCGCGUAUACACAUUGUACACAUGCAACAGGUACACAGAUCACACAGACACAUAAAAAAUUGUAUUUGAUUGCACGAAUGCAGUCGUGACAACCGAUAAAUACCACAAUCGAGUUCUGAUCGUUCGUGUACAUUGGUUUGUCUUUUAGACGCACGCAUCGACGUUGUUUCUUAUGUAGAACGAACAAAUCACGAGCUCGUCGUUCUCCGCUGAAAUAGCCUUGCACAGGGCCAGUAUGAUUAAACGAUAUCAAAAAGCUCCCCCUCCGAAGAAAAAGAGAAAAACGGAAAAAAAUACGAAACGUAACAUAAAUGAAUUUUUCUAAAAUAAUUUAGGAAAUUUUAGCUAAAUCAAGAUCACUUGCGUAUCGUUAGACUAGCGGAACGAAGCCGUUUCUUUCUUGGAACGAUUACGUUCGAUCUGUGCUUUCGCGAAAAUACGAAGAAACUUGUGUGUGACGUUUUUGCUGUGUGAAAUUUUAUUAUCGUUUCGCUUACUCUUCCUCGACCGAUCGCUGGCAUCAUUUUCUUUAACGACGAAUCAACAAUUUCCGACGCGAUGUUCCUUCGAGGUAAUCUCAAAACCCUCUCACGCGAGCGUGGAUCGCGAUUUCUCGUCGAUUCCGGGAUCUCGUCUCCGCCAGCGAUCCAGCGUCGCGUCCGUUUUAUCGAAACUGUUUGAAAUUCUUGUUAAGCUCGUUGUUCGUUCGCCAGAUUAAAUUGGCGCUGGAAGAUUCUAUAUAAUAGCUGUUGAAGACGACGAGAAUCUUCGUGCAACAACUUCGUUUAUUAAAUUUUCACGGCGUCGCCCGGCGGAUCGAACGUGUAUUCAAGCGAAAAUCUUUGUGAAACUAGCUAUCCACUUCAGAGAGACGCCUUAGGAAUUUAAGGAGACGUUCGGGCGAAGAUCAGCCUCUGAUGAAUUUCUUAAUCUUCGCUUGCCACGCCGUUAGACGAACUUUUAUUGACGCCUCGCGUUGCCCCUGAUAAUUUCGCUUGUCGUUUAUCUCCAAGCGGAAAGAUUUUUAUACGAGGAAGCUGAGGAAUCGUCGUAGGACGAAGAGUUUGCUUCGAAUUUGUGGCAAAUGAUGGAACGUUCGUAUUUUUCACGUUCAUGAAUUUCGCCGCGAAAUUUCAUUCGAAUUCGCUCGAAUUAUUGGUCGCUGGCUGUAAAAUUUUGUAGACGACGUUUGUAAAUAUUGUAGGUGAAAUAUAUUUGCGAGGCACGACCACGCUUCCAUUUUGAUAUGGACGAGUUUCGGUGGAAAUUCGAUAGGAGAAGGAGCGUGAGCUUCGAUUUGAUUCAAGUGCAAUUUGGAAACGAACGCUCGCUAGUAGCCAGAGUUUCUUUCGAACUUUAUUUCCCCGUGCCCAACGGAUGCCAUUUUUCACGGUAUGGACGUUUCUAUCGCACGCUUGCUCGAUUAUUUUAACAAAUCUUUCUGUUCCCGCGAUCUCGCGAAUAGCGUCACGACGCGCAAGGCCAAUGGAUUUCAAAUCACAGCUGUUGUAUACUAAUUUUUUCUAGACCAAGUUCUUCACCAAAGUGAUCGACAGAGGAUGUGUAACGACGUUCAGCUGACGUCUCUAGUGACGUGGGAAUUUUUUAUAAUAUUUUCUAAGAAUCUCUCGCUCCAUAGACAGCGAUAGAAACCCACAUCACGCAGACCUGACACGAAUUAUGGCGUCUCACAUGAUCAUAUACGUACACCCACGAUACACGAGUUUCAAUGGAGCCCUUGAUAUUUCUUGACAGAGCAAUCCCCAAUAGAUCACUGACGCCAGAUCCGUCGGUUCGUAACGAUUGACGAUUUUCGGUUUAGAAUUUUAGCUGCUUCCAGUCUAUUCUUUCUUUCGGUAUAUCGGAGACUAGCGUUCGAAUCUGUAACGUCCAUUAGCGCGCUAAAUUAAAAGCAAAAUGACAGAAAAAAAAACUGGUAGCUUUCGAUCGACAGCAAAUUCGGAUCUAUGUAAAAAGAAAAAAGAAAAAAAAAAGAUAAAGAAAAUCUCUGUAGUGUUUCUCCGUAAAAAGAUCGUAGGAUUAAAAAUUCGCACAUGCGAGAAGCUCGUUCGAUGCGUACAAAAAUCGACAUAUUCUGUUCUAACGAAGGCAACAGAGAGAGAGAGAGAGAGAGAGAGAGAUUCUCCCCUCACACAAGCAAGCUAAGAGAAAAAGUAUAAAGAAAAAAAAAAAAAAAAAUGAAAAAAGAAAAAUUCGAAAGACAAAAAAAUAUAUAUAUAUUAUGUGAUACAAGAAACAAAAAAAAAAAAAGAAAUUCACUGGAAAUUGCGAUGACACGCAGGAACGCUGAAAGUCCAAUCGGGAACACAAUCGAAUUUUCUUCUGAAAGACUCUGAACGAGAACAUACUAAAUAUCGAUGUUUAAGCUGUUUAAGAAGACGAGAGAGGGAAGACUGGAAGCGAGAAACAAAGGCAAAGAGAAUGAAACAGGGUGUGCUUUUCUUCAAGAGUUGCGCAGAGUCAAGAAUAUUUAAAUAGAUAGGGCGCGAAUUUUAAUUAAUUAAAGAGUGAGUUGUCUGCGUUGGCUUGCACGGUGCGUGCACGUGAACGUGUUGUUGAAAUUCAGGUUGCUUUUGCCGUGCGAUCGAUCGCCGCCCCUCCUUGAAGAAUGCAACUCCAAUUACACGAAUGGUUGGAAGGUCCAAAAAUGAAAAAAAUGUAAUAAGAGAAUAAGACGCAACCGAGAGAGCUAAGCAUCGGACGAAGAACGAUCGUUUCACACGAUCUCGACAUUCUGUUAAAAAGUUCGUUCUGCUUGCGAACGAUUUUUUAGCAGAUUCUUCGUCGAUGUGGAUCACAUCUCGAUGUUAUGUUUGCUUUAGGGAUAUUGCGGAUUUCAUAAUGAAAUAUUGUUGGAUAAAUUGCGAUACAACGUGGUUUUGAAAUAUAUAUAGUAUAUAUAUCUGUGUACAGAGAGAAAGAGAAAAAGAGAGAAAAGUAGAGCAAAACGAAGAGUAAGAGAAAAGUGGUGCUAGGAUCGUAAUGGACGCCACUGUCGGUUUGACUCGAUGAUCGUGAUUUUGUCUCUGAUUACGCAUCAACGGGAAAACGUUCGCGCGUGAACGUAAAUGGAAAAUCGACGUGUUCUAUCGGCUUCCUGCUGCUGCUUUCUAUAUUCAAUUAUUAGGCGUAAUCAUCUGAAACGGCGACAAAAUCAUAGUAAAACAGAAAACGAAGCACAACGGUUCGCUGUUCACCGUCGAUCACAUAACGAUUCUAGAGAUGUUUUAGAGUUAGAACGAGCUGUACUAGAGGCAGAUAGAUUGCAUGCGAUCUGAAUAUCCAUAAAAACAGAAAAAGAAAAAAAAAAAAAAUACCAAAAGCGCGGCUGAAAAUAUUCCUCGACUCACUUUCGGUCAAUUUGCUCGGAAACUGAUCGACGAUUUUCGCGACUUUCUUCUCUCUUUUUUUUUUUUCCUUCGUUUUUGUUUAGCGAAAUUGAUAGCUGAUCGUUGAGGAAAGAAAAGCAAGUAUGUAUGUGCCGUCGAUACGAUCACGAAUGAAAAAAAAAAAGAAAAAAAAAAUGGCAACUGCUAAGAGCUGCUUUUUGUCACGCCGUCCCGUAUAUAAUUAAAUACGAUCGUCGAUUCGAAUCAACCGGCGUCGCUCCGAGGACGAAGUCCUGUCGCCUGUGUAAGUACGUGAAUUCUAACGUGUUCAAUUGUCGACGUGCUUUCACGCGUGUCUGUCCCACGUGGUGCGCGCGUGUAUCCACUGACGAAGGAACAAACGCCGCGCACCCACGUCCUCGGUUACUUAUUUUUUUUUUUUUUGCGGCUGGUUCGUUGGAUCAAACGUUUUUCCCUUAUUGUAUAUUGUCUAUUAUUCCCUCGUGUGAUUGAUUUCCAUUGCAGACAUGCGAACGAAAGGAAGGAAGAAAGAAAGGAAGAAAGAAUGGGAGAGAGAGAGAGAGAGAGAGAGAGAGAAUAAAAGGAAAAGACAGAAGAGAAAAGAAGAAAGAGAAAGAGUUGAGACGAGGGAACAAUCCAAUUCGUUUCCCUCGGGCGAAAAUUUUAUUCCGUUGUUGUCGCGGAGGGAUCGGCGUGCGAGUCACGAAAAUGGAUAAUCGAUUACUUUGCUGUUGAACGAAUUAUACGAUUCGUCUAAUUCGUAUCGAGUGUAAUGGAUGAGAGGAGAAAGUGGAGCAAGUGUAUGCCUGUACGCGUUUGUGUGAACGAAAUCGAGAGAAAGGGCGAGUCGGGUGUGUAAGAAAGAAAAAAAGAAAAAAGAAAAAAAAACAAAACGGGAGGAAAGAGGAGUACGAGAGGAUUUGCGGUUCAGUGUGCGCGAGCUGCUGUUAUUCGGAGAUGGAAUUGAGGCGAUUCAUUAAACGAAAUGUUGUAAAUUGUUCUAUAGCAAAAAUGAAAAGUGCUACGGCCGUGGCAGCGCGCCUUUCGAGAGUCCCUCGACUGUCAUUCUUGUCUUUGCUCGAUGCGAUUUCGACGGAGGCUGGUAUGAAAUUAUCAAUAUCGAGAAACAGCGGAUAGGGAUGUUCGAUCGAACAAUUUGGUCGAGAGAGGUCAAAGGAUCUCGAGGAGCGCGAUGCUUUGAUCGUUUCGAUGUUGAUAUGUCAAUGCUGUGAUGUUAUCCUUUGAAACUUCAAACGAAAAAAAAAAAAAAUAUAUUUCCCCUCCCCUAUAUUUGUCCUUCCGCCACCCCUUCGAUACGGCCCAUCCCCGACUUUUCCAGAAAGUAUCCCGCAAGACGAACCCCUUUUUCCUUGGAAAAUGAAUAUUUCUAUUACUGUAACACUCCGCAUAGUCCUUUAAAGAAACAAAAAAGAAAAAAGAAAAAAAAUAGCUAGAUUCUAAUCGUAUUUAAUGUAAAGUUUAUUAUUGUUACAUCUCAGUGAUUCUCUCCUCUAUCAGUGAUAUCACGGAGAGAACGACGUGUCCGUCGACGAGUGUACGCGUUUCAGAAACAUACCGAUGAAAAUUGUAUAGCGAUGGUUUCAGGGUAAGGACAGGGGGCGUUAACUAUUAUUAGGAAUAAUCCUGAAAGUAUAGGCGACCGAUAAUCGACCAACUCGUUAUACUCGUCUCUCUCCGAUACGUCACUGGUAACCAAAAUUCCUACAUUUGUCGCAUUUGUAAAUAAAAUUUUUAUCAUCACACGA